AUGUAUAGACAGAUAUUAGUUGAUAAGGAGCAAACCUCACUGCAAAGCAUUUUGUGGCGGAAAGAUCCGAAGGACAAGUUACAUGAAUUUGAUUUACUUACUGUAACCUAUGGUAAAAAGCCUGUGUCAUUUUUGGCUGUAAAAUAUUUGCAUCAGUUAGCCGAAAUCGAAAGAGUAAAUUAUCCUAGAGCAGCUGAAGUAGUUUGUAACAAUUUCUCUAUGGAUGAUCUAUUAACAGAGAGUAAUACAAGCGAAGAAAUUCUACUUUUAAAAGAAUUAAUAGAGUUGUUAGGAAAGGGAGGAUUUAAGUUGCACAAAUGGAAAAGUAACGUAGAGGUAGCAAAGGAUAAUAAGCAUUUUAAAAAUGACAGCGUAGACAUUACUAAGGAGGAAGGGUCAAAAUUGUUAGGAGUAUUAUGGAAACCGCACAAGGAUAUAUUUCAAUACGAAGUAGCUCCAAUAGAGAUAGAUCAGCAUGUAACAAAGAGGAAAGUACUAUCACAAACUUGUAAAUUGUUUGAUCCGUUAGGUUUAGUAGGACUAGUAAUAACGUUAGCGAAGAUUUUAAUGCAAAGCAUGUGGAAUUCAGGAGUCAAAUGGGACGAAUCUGUGCCUAUGCAUAUUCAUAGAGAGUGGGAGCGAAUAAGGUCACAAUUACAUGUACUCAAUGAGUUACAGAUUCCGAGAUUGAUUGUAUCGGGAUAA
This is a messenger RNA of Cyphomyrmex costatus, 705 nucleotides long. RefSeq lists its product as uncharacterized. Lineage: Eukaryota; Metazoa; Arthropoda; Insecta; Hymenoptera; Formicidae. The record is from RefSeq and is a predicted model, not a curated record. Bases 1 to 705 code for a protein of 234 amino acids. The transcript has a single exon.